Molecule: messenger RNA, 2444 nt
Organism: Triticum aestivum (bread wheat)
Lineage: Eukaryota; Viridiplantae; Streptophyta; Magnoliopsida; Poales; Poaceae
Product: L-type lectin-domain containing receptor kinase IX.1
Exons: 5
Coding region: 53-2137 (694 amino acids)
Biological process (GO): cell wall macromolecule catabolic process; protein phosphorylation; chitin catabolic process
Molecular function (GO): protein kinase activity; chitinase activity; ATP binding
Source: RefSeq, a predicted model, not a curated record
GUGGGCUUGCGACGCACACAGUCCACAUUGCAUACAUCACAUCACAUUAUUGAUGGGUCAUGGCAGCAUGACGAGGGUGCUCGCUCUGGCCGCUGCCAUGCUGGCGGCGACCGGCAUCGGCAUGGCCAGCGGGCAGCAGGCCGGCGUGCCGUCGAUCAUCUCACGGGACACGUUCGAUUACAUGCUGGGCAACCGCAGCCAGAGCGGCUGCGAGGGCGGCGCCUUCUACACAUACGACGCGUUCGUGCAGGCCGCGAACGCGAGCAAGCUCCGCGGCUUCGGCACCAUCGGCGACGAGGAUACACGCAGGCGCGAGCUCGCCGCCUUCUUCGGGCAGACCUCCCACGAGACUGCCGGUUACUGCUGGGUGAAAGAGCAAAAGCCCACGAUUGCGCGCUACUACGGACGAGGCCCCAUACAGCUGACUCACGACUACAACUACCGGCAAGCUGGGGACGCGCUGGGGCUGGACCUGCUGGGUAACCCGGACCUGGUGUCCACCGACCCUGUCGUCGCGUUUAAGACGGCUAUCUGGUGGUGGAUGACACCGCAAGCGCCCAAGCCGUCGUGCCACGCCGUGAUGACCGACGGCUGGACGCCGUCCACCCAGGAGCGCGACGCAGGCAUGCUCCCCGGAUAUGGUAUGACCACUUACAUCAUUAACGGCACCCUUGAGUGCGGCAAGGGCUACGGGACUGCCCCAGCCAAGGAUCGUGUCCGCUACUACAAGAUGUACUGUGGCAUUCUCCAAGUCGGGUACGGGGACAACAUGGUCUGCAAGAACAUGAAGUUGGCACAGCCACCCUUGUCUCCGCCGCCUCUCGGAGGCAUGAACCAAAUGCAAAGACGGCCAGCACAGCCACCGUUGCCUGCGCAAACUCUGGAAGAAUCUCCGCCUCCUCCAAAAACUGGGCUUCUCAUCGGCAUUUCUGUCGGUUCUGUGUUGUUCUUGAUCAUUCUCAUCGCCUCGAUUUGGUUCCUUCUACGGCAGCACCAGCGAGAGCAGGAGAAAAUCCGUCAGCAAACAACAGAGCAAGAGCUGGAAGAGAACAACUUCCUCGAAGAUGAUCAGGCCAUGGAAGACGACUUCGAGAAGGGGACUGGUCCCAAGCGAUUCCACUAUAAAGAUUUGGCCGUCGCCACCGACAACUUCUCCAACGACAAGAAGCUCGGACAAGGUGGCUUUGGAUCGGUGUACAGAGGUUUUCUGAGUGAAUUGAACCUUCAUGUGGCCAUCAAGAGAGUUUCCAAAGGCUCCAGGCAGGGGAGGAAGGAGUACGCAUCUGAGGUGAGGGUCAUAAGCAGGCUUCGGCAUAAGAACCUCGUGCAGCUCAUCGGCUGGUGCCACGGAGGCAGUGAUCUGCUCCUCGUCUAUGAGCUCAUGCCCAAUGGCAGCCUCGAUAGGCAUCUCUACGGUGCCAAUAACGUUUUGCUUCCAUGGUCUGUUAGGCAUGAGAUUGUGCUGGGAUUGGGCUCGGCGCUUCUCUACCUACACCAGGACUGGGAGCAGUGCGUCCUGCAUAGGGACAUCAAGCCAAGCAAUGUCAUGCUGGACGCGUUGUUCAACGCCAAGCUCGGCGACUUCGGGCUUGCCAAGCUCGUUGAGCACGGCCGAGGAUCGCUGACGACAGCUCCCGCCGGCACAAUGGGAUACAUGGACCCAGAAUGCAUGACCACCGGCAGGACCAACACCGAGUCGGAUGUCUACAGCUUCGGCGUCGUCCUCCUUGAGAUUGCAUGCGGUAGGGGGCCUGUAGUGGUAGCUCAGGAGGAGGAGGACGCGAUGCACUUGGCUCAGUGGGUGUGGAAUUGGUAUGGCAGGGGGAGGAUUCUAGGCGCCGCUGAUACGCGAUUGGGAGGAGAAUUCAAUGCCAGAGAGAUGGAGUGCGUGAUGCUGGUUGGGCUUUGGUGUGCUCAACUUGAUUGCAACCUGAGGCCGUCGGUUAGACAGGCUGUCAACGUGCUGCGUGCUGAGGCGCCGAUGCCGGUCCUCCCUGCAAGGAUGCCGGUGGCAGCUUACAUGCCGCCGUCGGUUGACAUACAUAGUUGUACUACUUCUUCGUUUGUAACCGUCGGCACUGGUGGUAGUGUGGUGGACACAACUCGUCAAGCUGGACCGGAGCAUCUUCUUUGCUAAAAUAAUACGACAAAUCUUCAAAUUCACAAGAAAAAAUGUCUCGUUUCACAGGAACAUUCAACCAUUCAGAGUGUCAUUUAUUCCCCGUCGACGACGAGACGGCUACAGUGACUUCGUAAAUCUUAAGAUGAUAUGCCAGCUCAGUUUGUUGAAGAUGCUCAUAGAGAUAAGGUGUGCUUGUGUGUGUUCAUAGGGGUGAUUGUAUGCGUGUAUGUAUGAACCCUUGCGUCUGUACUGUGUUAAGAAAAAACAUUCACAGUGUCAUUCAUUUCCCCCAAGAUGAGCCCUUUUUGUUUUUUCUCAUUUG